Messenger RNA from Lichtheimia ornata, 1140 nucleotides. RefSeq lists its product as uncharacterized. The record is from RefSeq and is a predicted model, not a curated record. Gene Ontology annotation, cellular component: cytoplasm; mitochondrion. Bases 1 to 1140 code for a protein of 379 amino acids. Lineage: Eukaryota; Fungi; Mucoromycota; Mucoromycetes; Mucorales; Lichtheimiaceae. Gene Ontology annotation, biological process: protein lipoylation. Gene Ontology annotation, molecular function: lipoyltransferase activity. The transcript has 5 exons.
AUGUUUACGAGACGCUCGCACGUGCUACUCGGUAGUGCUACACACUUUAUGCGUCGCCAAUGGUCAAUGCCACCCAUGUCGAGGUCCAUGAGCACAGCAAGCAACAAGGUCGAGUGCUACAUUUCAAAGAUCAACGAUCCCUAUAUCAAUCUCAGCAUUGAAGAAUGGCUUCUACGCGAUACCGAUCCCGAGAAGUACAUACUUUAUUUAUGGCGUAACCGGCCUUGUGUGGUUAUUGGAAGGAAUCAGAAUCCGUUCCUGGAGUGUAACCUGGGCUUUAUGCAAGAGCACAAUAUUCCUUUAGUGCGAAGGCGUUCAGGUGGCGGUGCUGUUUAUCAUGAUAUGGGCAAUUCGAUCUAUACCAUCUUUAUGCCGAGGGAAGCAUUUUCUCGUAGAGUGAAUGCUGAGCUGGUCUCGAGAGCACUUCAGGAGUUGGAUAUCCCCGCAUAUGUCAAUGAUCGCCACGAUAUCGCCGUCGAUGGAUUCAAAGUCUCAGGCAGCGCCUACAAAAUCAUCAACAAGCGAGCCUAUCACCAUGGCACCAUGCUCAUCGAUGCUGAUACCGCCACGCUCAAAGGUUGUCUUUCAAAAAAGGGGAAAACGGGCAUUGUCUCCAAAGGUGUUGAAUCCGUUCCAUCACCCGUCACCAAUCUUCGAGAGUACUCAUACACCAUCGAUCAUCAACAAUUCUGUGAAUCCGUAUUGAACGAGUUUACUUAUGAUUACAAUGGUGGUUUGGAUGUUGAGCCCAUUGUUUUCGAUGAAUCUCACGUGGAUAGCCUACCUCAACGGGUGCAUGAUAUGCGAAAGGAAUUGCAAACAUGGGACUGGAUAUAUGGUCAGACACCAGAGUUUACCAAUGAAAUGAAAACCGACUUUGAUUGGGGACAUGUGGAUGGCUUGAUUCGAUGUCGCCAUGGGAUCAUCACGGAAGCUGAAUUGACAAGCGAUGCUACUGGUGCACAUCCAGUGACUGUAUUGGCUGCAUUAUCCAAUGCUUUAAUAGGGUGCCGCUAUUCUGAGCAACCCGUCAACGCCGCAAUAGCGAAAAUCCAAAAUAACGUACCCGGGUUAAUGAAUCCUGAGAAUCAGUCGAUGGUGCACCAACUUGUUGAAUGGCUCAGUAAUAGACUAAAGUAG